AUGUUAUUUCUUAAGCCCUUUAAAAUACGAAAGCACACAUCGCUUCGAGAUACAAAUAAAAAGAAGUUGAUAGAGCAAGUUAUCCGAGACUUUGCAAUUUCGUCAGAAGAUGCGGAUAUAAUUUUCAGGGAUAAAGUUGCAACAGAGAUAAAGAUUCACACGAAUGAUCGCCGAGAUGUAAUGUGCUAUCUCUUUGACGAAGUACCGUAUGUUUUUGUUUAUGAAGAGCAGCUUUAUCCUACUGUUUUCCUCUUGUCGUCUGUUUCGUCCUCAAAUAUUCCUGUAAGAUAUGUCGGCGACACCUUAAUUGAACGAAUUUACAAUGGGUCAGGUGCCUUACCAUGGAGUGCUAUUGCUCCUGAUUCAUUGGUCUCGAAUUCGAAAACCCCUCAAGUGUUCUCGUUAGGGGCAUAUUCUGACUUAAAUUCAGAUAUUCAAGUUUCUAAGCCACUUGUUGUUUGCGUUUCUGAUUCAAACUCCAAAGACUGUUCAGUUCUUCACUUCGCUAAAGAUAAACUAUUUGAGUUGUGUCCACCGCAUUUACUUCAAUCCUUCAAAAUUGGCGAAAAGAGCAAAUCUAGUUCUACUAACCCUGAUCAAUUUCAAGAAAACUCUGAACAAAAUGAAGAAGGGGAAGUUGACGACAACAAAGAGGAACUUAGUUGUGAUGAUUUGUUGAUGUAUUGCUUCUUGUACGCUCUUUGCAGAUUAUCAGAGUCCGAUUUACCGUUGCUUGUCAACGUUUUUUAUGCGAAGCAUAUGAAAUCUGAAUGUCCAAAGGGGGCGAAUUUGGAUAUCAGGAAGACUUCCUUUAAAAAGGUUAAUGUUUUCCUUGAGAAAAUGAAUGACGAAGGUUUCAUCACCAUUGAAACCAUUCCUAAAGACAUUGUCCGAAUUUCAUCUUUUAACAAAAGGCAUCCAAAGCUUAUGGAACUUUUUGCCCACUUUACUGAUUUUGACAAAUUAUUGAUAGAUGCUGAAGAUCAAAAUAAUCCAACUGCUAAAAUUCAACAACCUGUUUCAGUUAAAGUUGGAAAUUUCUACUUCGGUCCGCCAACAUUUGAGGAGCAAAGAAUAAUAACAUCGAAAAUUGCUCCUUUGCUAACUUCUGCAGGAUAUAGAGUCGGUCAAGGUAUUGCUCAAUCGGAGCUCUGUCGAAUUGCUCGUUCGUAUGUCGAUACCAACAACUUGAGUUGUUCAGAGGACAGAAAUUUAAUCACUGUAGACAAGAUGUUAAUGCGUGUUUCUGAUGCGCAUUUGUUCAGGGAAGCCUUAGGAAGCACCCUAUCUGAUCCAAAGUUCCAGAUAACCUUUUCGGAUUUGAUCAAAUCACUGACGAAGGGGCUGAAAGUAGCCUACAAGGCUACUUAUCCUCCAGAAAGUGGUCUGAGUCCUCUCUGUUUAACUAGCAACACACUGCCGAAGAUAAAAUUGUAUGAGGCCACGCAGAACGGAAAACAUGUUACCCGAAUAGGUGGCUUAACAAACUUUGGUAUUGAUAUGAAAGCCUUUUCAAGACAUAUUCAAACGAAAUUGGCUUGUUCGGCUAAUUUGAUUGAAGAUCCUCGUUCAGGUAAUGAAAUGGUUGUACAGGCCCAAGGAAACCACUGCAUUGCACUAUCAAAGCUACUAACAGGUAAGUAG
Molecule: messenger RNA, 1644 nt
Organism: Rodentolepis nana
Lineage: Eukaryota; Metazoa; Platyhelminthes; Cestoda; Cyclophyllidea; Hymenolepididae
Source: the annotation of a GenBank genome assembly